GGAGCGGAGCAGUGGAUACAAUCAGUUCCAGGUCGGCGUCGCAGCUGAGCGUACCGAUUUUACCCGUGUAAACUUUCGGCCCCGACUUUGUCCACACCGCCCUUAUCAUGGCCAAACAAUGCGUCUGCAUCGUCGGCUCUGGGAACUGGGGUUCGACGAUUGCCAAAAUAGUGGGAACCAAUGUUCAGAGGUUACCAACGUUUGAGGACCGCGUUACUAUGUAUGUUUACGAGGAGUUGGUGAAUGGGAGAAAGCUGACGGAAAUCAUCAAUGAAACCCAUGAGAACGUGGUGUAUCUGCCCGGCCAUAAGAUUCCAGAAAAUGUGGUUGCCGUACCUGACGUCGUGGAAGCGGCAAAGAACGCUGAUGUACUUAUUUUUGUUGUGCCACAUCAAUUUAUUCGUAGAAUAUGCUCAACAAUAUGUGGCAAAAUUAAGCCCACAGCGGUUGGUCUGUCCCUCAUUAAAGGUUUUGACAAGAAAGAAGGUGGAGGUAUCGAAUUAAUCUCUCACAUUAUUUCCCGAGAACUCGAUAUUCCGGUAUCAGCCUUGAUGGGUGCCAAUUUAGCCUCCGAAGUCGCCGAAGAGAUGUUCUGUGAAACAACCAUAGGUUGUAAGGACAAAGCAAUGGCGCCCAUUUUUAAAGAUCUCAUCCAAACUCCAUAUUUCAGAGUCGUAGUCGUUGAGGAUGUAGACGCCGUGGAAUGUUGCGGCGCCCUCAAGAAUAUCGUAGCUUGCGGAGCAGGCUUCGUCGAUGGUCUAGGUCUAGGUGAUAAUACCAAAGCUGCCGUAAUCCGAAUAGGCUUAAUCGAGAUGAUUAAAUUCGUAGAGGUAUUUUAUCCCGGUGCAAAGUUAUCAACGUUCCUUGAAAGUUGCGGCGUUGCAGAUUUAAUCACCACAUGUUACGGAGGUCGUAAUCGAAAAGUGUCGGAAGCUUUCGUCAAGACCAACAAGUCAAUCGAGGUAUUGGAGAAGGAAAUGUUGAAUGGUCAAAAGCUUCAAGGUCCGUUCACGGCAGAAGAGGUAAAUUAUAUGCUGAAGGCAAGACACAUGGAGCAGGAAUUUCCUCUCUUUACGGCGGUGCACCGGAUUUGCAUCGGCGAAUUGAAACCAUCGGCUUUCAUCGAGAGCAUCCGCAAUGAGCCAAAACACAUGGAUCUCGAGAACGCGACACGCCAGCACAUGCCUACGCCAAGGUGUCAUCUAUGAAGAUCUUAUUCCCUGGAGGAGGCACCAAAAGUGAUAUUUACUUUAAGGAAAUGCCAUCAAGUCAUACUCCGACGGCUCUUCGGCGUGUCCGUUAAAAAUCAGCUACAUCACAUGCUCAAUACUAAUACACACAAACCAUUCGACUCAUCCCUUAUCGAUCAUGUUAACAUCCGCGGAUCUCGACAACCUAUAAGGUAAUUCUCGUAUACCAGUAAAUGCAUUAGGUUAAGAAUCUAUUUACGAGUAGUGUAAAGAUUACUAGGGUAGUUUUGUAUUUUUGCAUACCGCCAUCGAAGGAAGAAACUUUAGAAACGCGCAGUAUACCUUGCACGCACUCCAGUGCGGCUUACCAUACCCUGUACAAUUUUUAAAUAUACCCGUGCAAUUUUCAUAUUUAGCCUUAGUGUGUCUAGGUGCGAAAUCUCUUUUGCGGGAGUAAUCAUUUAGGGUGGUGACUUAUGGAAAAUUAUUCCCUGAGGAGACCAAGGAAGUGCACUUGCAGUCCUCGCUACUGCAGCAACGACACUCAUACGUUGCAUUUCUCUCGCGAUUGGACGUAAUGGUGCCAAUUGUAUUACUAUUUACGUUGUGAAUAUAUUCGACGCGUGAACAUUAU
Messenger RNA from Orussus abietinus, 1824 nucleotides. It is a transcript of the gene Gpdh1, whose product is annotated as glycerol-3-phosphate dehydrogenase [NAD(+)], cytoplasmic. Gene Ontology annotation, molecular function: glycerol-3-phosphate dehydrogenase [NAD(P)+] activity; NAD binding; protein homodimerization activity. The transcript has 8 exons. The record is from RefSeq and is a predicted model, not a curated record. Gene Ontology annotation, cellular component: cytosol; glycerol-3-phosphate dehydrogenase (FAD) complex. Gene Ontology annotation, biological process: carbohydrate metabolic process; glycerol-3-phosphate catabolic process. NCBI's taxonomy places the organism in Eukaryota, Metazoa, Arthropoda, Insecta, Hymenoptera, Orussidae. The coding region runs from base 108 to 1208 and encodes 366 amino acids.